GACCCAGAGUCCAAGACGGGCGCCCGGCGCCGCCGCGCGCCUGCUGCGCCGCCGGCGGGCCGCGACUUCCUCAGCUUCGGCUCCUCGCUCACCGUCAAGGGUAAGUCUGUCCGCACGCGGCUGCGCUAAAGCAUGGCAGGGCUGACGAUGUGGCGCACAUCAGGCGGCAUCCUCACCGUCGCAGACGACUUGCUCAAGAACGACGGCCAGAAGUUCCUCGAGAUGAUGGAGCAGCUGGCCGAGCGCCGCGUGCUGCGUGACGACGACGCGCAGGCGGAGCAGGACGUCAGCGAUGAUGAGGCCGAGGCCGAAGACGAUGAGGAAGAAGAGGAGGAAGAGGAGGAAGAAGAGGAAGACCCUGAAGAGGCGCUCACGGACGAGCAGCGCAUGGAGGAGGGACGCCGCAUGUUCCAAAUCUUUGCCGCCCGCAUGUUCGAGCAGCGAGUGCUCCAGGCCUACCGCGAAAAGGUUGCGCAAGAGCGCCAGCUGCAGCUCCUCCGUGAGCUCGAGGAGGAAGACAACCUCGAGAAGGAGCGUGAGGCAAAGCGCGCAAAGGAGAACCAGAAGAAGAAGGACAAGAAGAAGCAAGCAAAGCAGCAGAAGGAGGAGGAGCGUCUGCGCAAGGAUGCCGAGCGCGCUGCCGAAGAAGCAGCUGCCAAGGCCAAGCUGGAGAAGCAGCGCGAGGCGGAGCUCAAGAAGCAGGAGGAGCUGCGUCUCAAGCGCGAGGCCGAGCGCAAGGCGCUCGCCGAAGAGAAGGCGCGCAAGGACGAGGAGAAGCGCAAGCGCCUCGAGGAGGAGCGUGCGCGCGAGGCCGAAAAGGAACGCAAGCGCAAGGAGAAGGAGGACAAGGCGCGGGCCGAGCGCGAGGUCCGCGAGGCCAAGGAGCGCGAGAAGAAGGCCGCCGAAGAGGAGGCGCUGCGCGCCAAGCAGCAGGCCGAAAAGGAGGAGGCCGAGCGCAAGAGCCGCGAGGAGCGCGAGCGCCGCGCCGCCGAGCAGGCGCGCCGCGAGAAGGAGGCUGCCGAACGUGCCGCUGCGCAGACGAGGGCCAGCCAGCAGGCGCAGCAGCAGCGCUCGGCCUCGUCUGGCCGGGCGCCGACAGCGUCGCCGCCACACGCGAGCUCGGGCACUGCGCCCGUGUCGCCGGCCAGCUCGCGCUCGCAGACGAUCAGCAUGCCGCCCAAGUCGCCUGCACUUGCGGUGCAGCAGGCUGCCGCCUCGGCUACGGCUCGCGCCCGCGGCUCUUCGGUGCCGACCUCUCCGCGCACGGCGGCGCAGAACGCUGCGGCGCGUGCCUCUUCGUCGGUCCCGCAGCAGCAGCAGCUCGGAGCACCAGGUGCGUCGCAGCAGCUGCCCAACCGCUCGCCACAGGCUGUGCAGCCUCAGGCUGCCCAGCAAGGGCGCUCGCACCAGCUGCCGCCGGCGCAGCAGGCUGCACAGAUGCAGCAGCAGCCGCAGCUCUUGCCGCAGCAGCCGCAGCACAUGUCGCCUUUCUCCAUGGCGGGGUCCAGCUCGUCGUUGCCGGCACCGCCCCAAGGCCUGCCCGCACGGCCCGUCCUCAACUCCCUGCCGCACUCGCAGGCCAACUCGAGCCUCUCGCCGUCCGGCUCCGGCCCAGGCUCGCUCCCGCGGCCGCCGGUCAACGCGCCGAUCGGCGCCACGUCGCACCUCGGCUUCAACUCGACGGCUCAGCAGGCGUUUGCAUCGGGCUCGUCGAAGAGCAUGGCGGCGCCGCCUUCGCAGUCGCUGAUGUCGGGCGCCCCGGGCCUGCCGGCACAUCAGCACGCGCCGCCGCUCCAGACGCAUCUGCAGCAGCCGCAGCCGCAGCCGCAGCACCUGAGCUCCGCCUCGCGCGCCUUCUCGCCGAGCGCGUACGGUGGCGGCCUGCCGCAUGGCUUCGACUCUGUGCGCUCGCCGCCGCUGGCCAACGGCAUCCACCACGGGCUCGGCGCGCUGGGCGAGGGCAAGCAGGUCGACUCGCUCUCUUCGCCGAGCAUUGCCAGCGCCAGUGCUUCGCUCGCCUCGAUGAGCCUCGGCGGCCUGCCGCCGUCGCAGGGCCCCAUCGGCCCGCCGAGCUCGCUCCUGAGCAGCAGCAGCGCGGCGCACUCGCGCACGCCCAGCACUGCGCCGAGCGAGGACCUCGGCUACCGGCCGGGCUCUGCGACGAUGUCGAGCCGCUCGCUGCACCGCGCCACGCCGGGUCCCAUCGGGCCGAUUGGGCGGCCGCGCGGCAGCGACAGCCUCGACGACAUGCCCAGUGGCCUCGGCAGCAUUGGGCAGAUUGGCAUGUCCGUCGGGUCGGGCGUGGCGCGCGCGCCGAGCCCCAAGCUGCCCGACGGCAUCCUCGGCAGCAGUGCGCUGGGCGGCGACGAUGAGCUGGUGCAGCCGCAGCCGCGGCGCACCAGCCACGCCGCGCCCGGCGGCGCCUCGGGCUUCUUUGGCGGCGCCGGCUUCGGCAGCUCCUCGUCGCCCUGGGCGCCGGCGCGACCGUCUGCGGGCGUCGGCGUGGGCCUGCCGUCGCUGGGCACGUCGCUCACCGGCUCGUCGGCCUUUGGCGGCAUGAGCACGCCGAUCGGCAACGGCAGCGGCGUCGACCCCUGGGCGCGCGUGCAGAACAGCUGGGACUCGUUUGCGCCGCGCGUGCCGCAGCCGCCGCCGCAGCAGCCGCCGCCGCGCUCGGCGUGGGACGCCGCCGCUGCGCCGCCGAACCCGCUCAGCGGCUUUGGCGUGCCCGGCGGGCCCACGCGAGGCUACGGCAGCGGGCAGUAAAGCGACGGACGGACAUCUGCGAGCGCCGCGCGGCGGGUGCGCCUCUGCGAUACAGCGACUCUGGCCGCCUCUCUAACCGGCCGACUCUUCUCUCUCUCUCUGGCACACACCCUCUCACCAGCCCCUUCGCAGCAUCCGUCUCCCACUCAUCUCUCCCUCUCUCUCUCCAGUCCGCCCCCCUGCAUGUGCUGCUCUUCCAACCAGUCUCUUGCUUUCGCAACGUAGUUCUAUGCCUCCAACGCG
Tilletiopsis washingtonensis is the source of this 3009-nucleotide messenger RNA. RefSeq lists its product as hypothetical. Lineage: Eukaryota; Fungi; Basidiomycota; Exobasidiomycetes; Entylomatales. The record is from RefSeq and is a predicted model, not a curated record. The transcript has 4 exons. Bases 133 to 2766 code for a protein of 877 amino acids.